CUUGGCCAGCUCAACAGGUUGCUCGCUUGGACUUACACCUGCCCAAUGAUGGGUCUCGGGAGCCGUGGUCAUGACUGUGCGACAGCGGAGUCCUGAGCAGAGCGCGGCCUCUUCUAGGAUGUAGAUGGUGAGGAAGCUGUUCCGUCAACUAAAUGUGAAGGGGGCCUCGGCUGCAGGAAGUAGUGAUGGGGCUUUACAAAGGGCCGCGGCUGUUGGACUUUGCAAAGACCCCUCUGUACCUCCAGUUCAACAAAUAUGUCCUGACGGGCUACCGGCCGGUGUCCUCGGCUCAGGAGUGCCUCAGGAGUCUCUUCUACAUGCACAACGAGCUGGGAAACAUCUACACCCAUGGAAUCCCCUUUUUCCUCUUCUUGGUGCUAAUGCCUUUCAGCAUCCCCUGGAUGGAGGUGGACAACAUCUGGAUCUGCCUGGUGCACUACCUGGCCUGUCUCUGCCCCACCGUGGGCUCAUUGGUCUAUCAUGUGUUCAUGAACCACGUGGGGGGAGAACACGUGUACGACACCCUGCUGUCCCUGGACAUGUUCGGGGUCUGCCUGGUGAACACCCUCGGAGCACUUCCCAUCAUUUACAUCACCCUCCUGUGCUACCCCAUCAUACAACAGGCUGCCCUGCUGACCUACAUCCUCCUGUCGGCCUAUGGUAUCUACUGUGCCACCACGGCCCGCACCAACGUCCUGCGCCUGCAAGCUUUCAUCUGGCAGGCUCUGUUCCGCUUCAGCCUCUUCCUGUUCCGAGUGUACGGCAGCGGGGUGGGCAGCCCCAACUCCCUGCGCCUCUUUGUCAUCAUGGACUCGCUGGCUGUGCUGGGAGGGCUGGUCAACAUCAUCCAGAUCCCCGAGCGCUUCAGCCCGGGCCUGUUCGACAACUGGGGCAACAGCCACCAGAUAAUGCAUGUCAUGGUUGUUUGCUCCAUCAUCUACCUGCACUGGGGCACCCUGGAGGAUUUAGCCUGGAUUAAGACCUACCAGUGCCCGAAUGAGGGUUAGGGUUAUUCUGGGUGUGCCAAGCAACCAUGAACUAAACGCUGAUAGAAAUGAGAUUAAGUUUGAAAAGAGAGGCGAGUUGUGUCAAAAUGCACUUUAGUCCUAUAGCUGCUGAGAUUCUUCAUGAGGGAAGUUUAUGAUUUGACAUUUUGCGAGAGAAGAAUAAAAGGACCUGACUGUUGUAACUGUGAAACUCAUAUCAAUUAAAAAUCCUGAGCUUACUUGAUUUUUAGUUUGUUGAAAUGCAGUAGUUCUGGGUAUUUUUAACCCAUAACCAAAAUAGAUAUUAAAUGGACAAUGAAAUUAUUAUAUGUAAUAAAUUAUAUUUUUCUA
Molecule: messenger RNA, 1337 nt
Organism: Hippoglossus stenolepis (Pacific halibut)
Lineage: Eukaryota; Metazoa; Chordata; Actinopteri; Pleuronectiformes; Pleuronectidae
Gene: paqr4b
Product: progestin and adipoQ receptor family member IVb
Exons: 3
Coding region: 186-1007 (273 amino acids)
Cellular component (GO): membrane
Molecular function (GO): signaling receptor activity
Source: RefSeq, a predicted model, not a curated record